AUGGAGGACUCACACUUGUUAAAUUCUGGAAAAUUGUCAGAAGAAGAACUUCGGUGCUGUCAACGUCUUCUCAAUGUAAUGAAUUCAUAAAAAAAUUAUCUCCUCGAAUUUGAUUGAACUAAGCACUAAACCCUUUAUUUUUUCAUUAUAUUUAACUGAAAAAAAACGAUUAAACGGUGCCAUGGUUGUUUGAUCGAUGAACUUUUUGCAGAGUUUGAAAGAACAAAUACGGAAUAUUGACAAAGCAGAACUUAGCAACAAUGAAGAAGAGGAAGAAGAAGUGAAUAGAAUUCGUGAACAAGUUUUCCUUUCCUUUCUCCCGUUUUGAUGAGAUAAAUUUGAGCUUCUCGACCGAAUUACAUGGAUAAAAUCUGCAAUGAACGGUUUACUCGUAGCUGGCGACACCAAGUAUUCUGAAAAAUACCGAAUACAAACUACGUUUCUAUCUCAGACACUACGAGCAAGAAGCGAAGAAGGUGUGCGCUGACCUGAAAGUUGAAGGGACUGCUUUUCCUGAGCUUGAAAGGCUUCUUACACAAGUACUACGACGAGAAUCUCUUCUACCAGAGAGCAAGAGGAAAAAAUGGAGAUGUUUUGUGUGAGCGGAAUUUCUACAUAACCUUUUACCUUAUAAUGUAACUUUUUUUACCAGACCAUUCUAACUAGGGAACGUUUUUUACCCCCCGGUUGAACUUUUGCUGAAACUUUGCCGAAGUGUACUUUAGGACCUCCUGAUUGCAGAUCAAGAAGAAAAUUUCUCGCAAUGGAUCUUGUUUCCGAGUUAUGGAGCUUCAAAGUGUGCAAAAUACGCAAAUUAGGCCAAAAAAGCGCUAUUUCGGGCUUUUGAAGUGUCCUAACUCGAAAACGAGAUCUAUUGCGAGAAAUUUUCUUCCUGUUCUGGAAUCAGGGGGUCCUAAAGUACACUUCAGCAAAGUUUCAGCAAAAGUUCAACCGGGGGUAAAAAAAGGCUCCCUGGUAAGAGGUCUUUUCUUUCAAACUUUCAGCCAAAUUUCAAUUUUUAUCAGUUUUAAUAACUUUAAUUCUAUUUUUUUUUUUUUGCGUUGGUGGCCUUUUUUAUAAAAUCCCUAAUAAAAUAACUUGUUUUUCACUAAUUUUUCGAAAAAAAGUAUAGCUAGUUAUUCGGAUGUUUAUUUGAGUGACAAAAAAACAUUUUUUUGCGUUACGCGUGCUCGAAAAAUAGAUAUUUUUUUAGGGUGGAUCAAUUUAUAGAGCAGGCGUAGCUUUAUCAAAAUUUUUUUAACGUAGAUCAUAAGAAAAUGAAAUUUUUAAUAUAUUUUCGCGGAUCAGUGUUCAAAAAAAGUUGAGUAUACAUUUUUCUGUGAAAGAGAUUUAAUUCUGAAAAAAAAUAUAAUUGAAUCUGCAUUUUUGAAAAAUUUACAUCUCCAUUGAAAAUGUUAAUCUUAACUUCAAAAUGCGUCAUGAUUUAAUACAUAUAUUUUUCCAGAUUUAAAUUGCCUGGAAGGGUUUUAUCGUCUAACAAAAUACUCCUGAAUAAGUUGGGAACUCAAGCGUUUUCUAAAAUUUGUUUCAGAACUUUUGAUCGACAAGAUUUGGAGACAUUUGUCAAAAGAAUAACGGAAGAGAACCUUGGUAUUAAACUGGAAGAGCAAGAUUUUGGUUAGUUUCUAUGGAUAAGUUUCGUGGUAGUUCUUCCGAUUUCAGACGCUUUGGUCUUGAAAGCGGCCGACGCAGUUUAUAAAGCGAUGGAAAAGUACCGAUCAGCGUGUUGGAAGAUUGCUAUGGAUUUUCUUGGUAAUAUAUUAUUUUCCAAGCACGAUUAAUUGAUUUUCUGAGUGAUCAAUUAAUGUUGGGGACCAAAUUUUGACGAUUUACUAUUACGAUUUAGUUAGACGUAUAACAUAAUUAAAUCGUUUGAUCGAGAAUAUAUAUUCAAAGUUUUCGGCUGUUCAAUGAAAGAUGAAUAAGCGUGUUUUAUAUUUGAUUAAACUGUUAAUUUCAUUUCUAUCUUUCAUGAAUGUAAAAAUUGAAGCUUCGAGACAACUGAAGUGGCGGAACUAGAUUCGUAUGAAUAUACGCUCUAGAACUCUUUUUGAAAAUCUAAAAAUCACAGUUCUUAUUAGUAGUUGUACGGAGCUCGCUUUAUGAAGGCUGAUAGCCGAAAAAACGCCUCUUUCGCCUUUCAAUCUCGACUGUCCCGAGAAAAGUAUUGAUUCACUUUAGUUUUUGAACUGUAAACUCAAGAACCUUAAAAACGCUGUAAUUUUUUUAUUUUAUUAAGAAUUGAAUAGAAGGAAUCCUGUUUCAAAUUGAAAUUUCAUAAAACGAAGGCGCGACGGCGGCUCCUGAACCUUCUGAGAAGCAAACUGAGGCCACGCCAAAGGAUAUUCUUCCCGAUUCAAAUUCAGAAGCAACUGCGUCUGGAAAUUCAGGUAAUUUAUAAUUUAGUAAGUUUUUUUGAGUAAAAAAAUACUAAUUUUCAUGCAAUGAGAAUCAAAAGCGUUCGUCAGUUUCUAUUGAUUUUUGAUCUUAAUUUUUGGCUUCAACCAAAUUUAAGAAGUUACAUACUGUAACCACCUUCAGAAACUUUAAACGCUUUCUGUUUUAUGACACAUUUUUCCUCAGUUGAGGGUUGUUUUCCAUGAAAGAUUGAAAAAUUAAAAGCGCCUUUCACUAGUAUAAUCGUUAAUUGAGUGCAGGGGAUGAUGUCGGCGAUGAAGACGUGAUUUUCGUAUGCGAGAAGUUGAGCGAUCAGCCAGCAAAAAGAGCCCCUCAAUCGGAUUCUCUUAACGAAAAUCGUUUUACAGGUGAUUUUCAAUAUUUUUCCUACCUUGAUGGAUAGUUUCAGAUGAUAAUCCUGAAAUAAUUUUUUCUGGUUAUGGCGGUGGAAUGUCAGCUGAAAAGAAGCCGAGUAAGUUCCCUAUGAAUUUAUUUUUUUCCAUUCUAAUGUUUCUGAAAAUUAUUGCGUCAGAUUGUCUAUAAUCGUCCAUUCACGCUUUUGUUUUUUAUUUGAGCCAAGCUAUUGAGAGUUAUUUCGUACUGUUUUGCUAUAUAACCCAAUUCAAAAGCUUAUUUUUAGUUUUGGUUGAGAAGUUUAAAUUUUUUAAUUAUGUUUCUCUCUCUUCAAAAACGAGAUGACAUUUCUCGAAAAAUUCAAAAGAUGUUUGAAGAAGAAAAUGGAGACUUUUCCAAAAAUUGAAAUUCAGAGAUUUCGGUGGCGGUAGAAACUGAGAGUGGAAACAACUUUUCAACCGUCGAUAAUAAGGCUUUCUUCAUUGAUGACGUCAUUGUUCUUGAUUAG
Molecule: messenger RNA, 3280 nt
Organism: Caenorhabditis auriculariae
Lineage: Eukaryota; Metazoa; Nematoda; Chromadorea; Rhabditida; Rhabditidae
Source: the annotation of a GenBank genome assembly